This is a messenger RNA of Mugil cephalus (flathead mullet), 5589 nucleotides long. It is a transcript of the gene zmiz2, whose product is annotated as zinc finger, MIZ-type containing 2. The transcript has 20 exons. NCBI's taxonomy places the organism in Eukaryota, Metazoa, Chordata, Actinopteri, Mugiliformes, Mugilidae. The coding region runs from base 924 to 3416 and encodes 830 amino acids. Gene Ontology annotation, biological process: protein sumoylation; regulation of transcription by RNA polymerase II. Gene Ontology annotation, molecular function: SUMO ligase activity; zinc ion binding. The record is from RefSeq and is a predicted model, not a curated record.
GAGAGGAGGAGAGGAGGAUGCCUCUUCUCUGCUGCGAGACAUCAGCCCUGUGAUCUCAUGAAUAUAUUAUAGCGGGUCAUUGAGCAAUGAGGAAGGUGCACCGAGCUAGAGCCCAGGUUAUUAUGGCUGCCGGAGCACGAGCCGCAACAGCUUCUGAUUGGACGGUCACCUCGUAGUUAAUUAGUGUGUAAUAAAUGAGCGAGUUUGUGUUUAAAGUCUCCGUUUGGAUAUUAUCUUAUUUAAUAUGUGUGAUGCGAUAUUAGCAGUGUGGCUACGCUCGAUUAGACGGUCAUCAAGCAGCCUUGUCUUGUUAGACUGCGACACUAGACUCGAUAGUAAACGGCUGGAUAACAGUUAGCCAACGGCUGGCUAACAAGCGGCUAGCAUACGGCUGGCUAACAAACGGCUGGCUAACUAACAGGUAGCUAAUGGCUGGCUAACAAACGGGUAGCUAACGGCUAACUACUAAACGACUGGCUAACAAACGGCUGGCUAGACGAGUAGCCAACGGCUGGCUAACAGCUAACCGCCAGCGAACUAACAGGUAGCAAACGGCUGGCUAACAAACGGCUCGAUAGCAGCCAGCUAACGCGGCUAACGGUCUCCGGAGGGAAGCGGCUCCAUCGUCCGGCAGCCAGGGCAGACUCCGGGGCAGACUCGAGCGCUGCCACUUGAGGACAGCGGGGGCUCUCUGAUGAUCCCCCCGUUCAUCCGAUGAACCCCCUCAACUCCAUGAAACCCUCCCUGCCUCCCACUCCACAGAGUAACUCGGCUUCAUCUCCUCCUGCAGCACCGACGGCCCCUUCCUCAAUGAGCCAGUCUCCUGGCAACCAGGCACCAAUCAGCACGCAGGAUCUCUCUCUGUAGUAACCACAGUGUGGGGCGUGACCAAUCCCUCACACAGCCAGGUGUUCGGAGCACCCAUGGGCCCCGGUGAGAGCUCUGGUGGUCACAUGAUGCCCGGCGGCGGCCCCGGCAUGGCGCCCGGGAUGGGCUCCCAGUUCAUGGGCCAGCAGUCGUACGGGGAGGCCGUGUCUAAAGGCUACGGGCAGCCGGUCAUGUACGGACGUCCCAACGCCGCCUACAACCCAGCCUCAGCCUACGGGGGGAGUUACUCCGGUAAUAGCGGAGGUUCUGGCCUCGGCGUUCGUCCUCCCUCAGACUUCACUCAGGCUGCAGCCGCCGCUGUCGCCGCCGCCGCCGCCACAGCAACUGCCACCGCUACGGCAACUGUUGCAGCAAUCCAGGAAAAACAGAACCAGGAGCUGAGCUACGGCCAGAUGGGUGGAGCUUCCUCUUACAGCACCCAGUUCCUGUCUCACUCGGGCCCCCGUGGCCCCCCAGGGAUGAACCCAGGUGGGAUGGUCCAUCCCCGGCCUGGACCGCCGCCCUCGUCCGGUGGAUUGUACCCGUCUCACCCUGCGCAGACGCAGAGGAUGCCGCAGCACGGAGGCUACGCAGCUCCGGGCGCACAGCAAGGACUCAAACGGCCUUUCCACUCCGAGGCGUUUCCAGGGCAACAGUACGGCUCCGGGGGCAUGUCAGGGUAUCCGAACCAGCCUCUGCAGUACCCCUCAGGCCUGCAGCAGCGAUGCGCCCCCUCACCCUCUUACCCCUCCAGCCGGAUGCCCCACAUGGGACAGUACCCUCCCGGGUCACACAACCCAACACAGUUCCCUCCUGGAGGCGGCCAGCCCACCCCCCCACAGUACUACAAGUCAGAGCCGUUUAAUGGACAGGGCAGUUUGCCGUCUGGGGGGGCAGGAGGGUACAACGCCUUCACACAGGCUGCAGUCAACGGGCCAGGUCGGGCUGCAGUGAUGCCGGGGUAUCCCACCUCGCCCAUGGGAGGGAAUCCCACCCCACCCAUGACCCCGGGGACCUCCAUGCCCCCCUACCUGUCCCCAGGCCACGACACUAAACCCCCCUACCUCCCGGACACCAAGCCCAGCAUCAGCGCCCAGCAGGCCCCGACAGGUAACCCCAGCGACGACCUGCGCCUCACCUUCCCCGUACGAGACGGCGUCGUGCUGGAGCCGUUCAGACUAGAGCACAACCUGGCCGUCAGUAACCACGCCUUCCAGCUCCGAGACUCCGUCUACAAAACGCUCAUGAUGAGGCCGGACCUGGAGCUGCAGUUCAAGUGCUACCACCAUGAAGACAGACAGAUGAACACUAACUGGCCGGCCUCUGUGCAGGUCAGCGUUAACGCGACUCCUCUGUCCAUUGAAAGAGGCGACAACAAAACCUCCCACAAGCCUCUGUACCUGAAGCAGGUGUGUCAGCCGGGACGCAACACGGUGCAGAUCACCGUGACGGCGUGUUGCUGUUCCCACCUGUUUGUGUUGCAGCUGGUCCACCGGCCGUCCGUUAGGUCCGUCCUCCAGGGGCUGAUGAAGAAGAGGCUGCUACCGGCCGAGCACUGCAUCACAAAGAUAAAGAGAAAUUUCAGCAGCGGCACGAUUCCAGGGACGCCCGGUCUGAACGGGGAGGACGGCGUGGAGCAGACGGCCAUCAAAGUUUCCCUCAAAUGUCCCAUCACAUUCAGACGCAUCCAGCUUCCAGCCAGAGGCCACGACUGUAGACACAUACAGUGUUUCGACCUGGAAUCGUAUUUGCAGCUGAACUGUGAGCGUGGGACCUGGAGGUGUCCUGUGUGCAAUAAAACAGCUCUGCUAGAAGGUCUGGAGGUCGACCAGUACAUGCUCGGGAUUCUGGUCUACAUCCAGAACUCAGACUACGAGGAGAUCACCAUCGACCCGGUGUGCGGCUGGAGGCCGGUCCCGGUCAAACCCGACCUCCACAUAAAGGAGGAGCCCGACGGUCCGGUUCUGAAGCGCUGCCGCACCGUCAGUCCCAGUCACAUGGUCCUUCCCAACGUCAUGGAGAUGAUCGCAGCCCUGGGCCCCGCGUCGUCCCCCUACCAGAGCCUGGGGGCCGGAGGCAGGAACACACCGGACUACAGCCGGCCGGGGAGUCAGGGCUUCUCCGGUCAGUCGGGGUUCACAGACUUCCCCAACACCCCCGGGACCCCGACGCUGGGGGAGUACACUCCGUCUGGACCCCCCCCUCCACUGUCCUACCAGCCUGACCAGGCGUCUCAUCCAGGACGACUGGAACAUCCCCACAGCCUCCUCCAGCAGCAGCAGCAGCAGCAGCAGCAGCACGGCGCCGUCCACAGCAGCCAGGGCCUCGCUGACACCGAGAGAAACUCCGCUACCCAGAAUUCCCGGUUGCAGAGCGAAGGCUCCUUCGGUCUGGGUGUCCCGGGAGCGCCCGGAGGAGAGGGCGCCGAUCACGCACUCGACCUUCUUCCUGAACUCACCAACCCAGACGAGCUGCUCUCCUACCUGGGCCCCCCCGACCUCCCCAACAACAGCAGCGACGACCUCCUGUCUCUGUUCGAGAACAACUGACCUUCAGCGUGGACGGCGGCCAUCUUCCAGUCCGCCAUCUGUUUCUGUUUGUGAGAGAGAGAGAGAGAGAACCAGUGUUUGUGUUUGUCUGCUGCUUCAGUGUCGAGGAACGAGACUCUGCGUUAAACUACAGCACAACUCACAGGCUCGACCGUUUCUAUUUACACACUUUAAUGGACUCAUUAGUACAAACGUACCAACAACAAACCACCUUCAAAAUCUAAACCAGAUUUCUCAAAGUUUCUAAAAAAAUAAUAAUAAUAAAAAAAAACUAAAUAUGUCUGAAUAUUUCAAUUUUAUGGUAAAAAAAUAAGAAAUUUAAGGUUUGAAUCCAAAAAAACAAAACAUUUCUGUUUGUUCCUGGUGGGAUUCACCAAAAACUGCACAAACAACAAACGCCUCAUGUUCCAACGUCGGCGACGUCACGCGAUAGUAAGACGGUUUUUGAUACAGGUUAUUAUAUUAUUUAAUUGGUUUUUAGCUUGAACGUGGAAAAGCAGCUGUUUGGUCUCCGGUCUGAGAAUCACUGCAUCAUAAAUAUACGUGGCCGGUGAUUAUUUGGUUGUUUUAUUGUCAAUAAAUUGCAUUAAAAAUAAAAAAGCAAAACCCCGCUUAUCUACAAAUCUACAAAAUCUCACUGUUUUUACAAAAGAGUGAAACUUUUAGCCACAAAAACUCAUCCACAUUUGGCUCUAGUGAAUAUUUGAGUCGCAGAUAAAACAGAUUUGUUCUGCAGCAGGUGAAGACGCUGCAGAACAAAUCGUUCUAUAAAAGCCGAAUGAGGAGAGGAAACACAAAGUAAAUAUAUAAUAAGUGAACAAAAAUAUCUACAGUAGCUGUACCAAGAAAUGAUGGAGGUGUAUGGACCAUAAUGUUAUAAAAUAUUUGAGGGAACAUUUCCCUUUGUUUCAGGCUGUUAGCAUGCUAACUGUUAGCUUUGUUCUCACACCUCAGUUUAUUCAGUGUUUGGCUGCAAACUUGAAAAUGAAAUGAGUGAAAUAACCUGAGAAGAGUCAGCAGGUCAGUGUCUGGUCUUUAACUGAAAACACGGAUGGAAAGUCGUGACGUCUUUGUUGUUUUUUGGACCUGGAUGAGUGAGGAUCUCAAAUUUAUCUUCAUACCUCAGAUAAUCAGACAAGUCAAAUGUGGAUUCAUCUUUCACCUUCAUUAAAACUAAAUUCCUGUAGAAAUCAUUUCAAACUGCAGAGAACUUUAAAGUGUUUCUUGUAAAAAAGCUCAGUGUGAGUUGGUUUUUGGUCGUUUCCUGGGAAAAUAUUGGCAAAAACAGAAUAGAAUAAAAUCCCAAAAGCCUGGACUUUCACACGGGGAGAUGUGUGUAAGACAAAGGAAGCUGUAGAAGAAAAGAUGACAGAGGAAACAGCCACAACAUGUACAGCAGACGUUUCUCUGUGAACCUGAGUCUGGGAGACGCUGAGGUCCAUCUCAUCUCCGACAUCCUGCAGCACUGUGACGUGUUAUAAAACCUCCUCCCAUCCUGUAAAUGAUCCGUGUGACGUGGCAUUUUCUGCCAUUCGAAAGAAGCUAUUUGUAUGUUUUUAAAUGGUUUGACAUGUAUAACCCAAUCACGACGCGGGUUUAUGUACUGUAUAAUCAGCUGUUUUCAUUAGAGAACGUGUGUGUAUCAAAUGAAUCGUUAAUCAUGGUAAUUUUAAUGUUAUUAGUUGGAUAAUGGAUCAUCGUUGGCACUGUACACAUACUGUAUGUUAGAAAACUAUAAAGCAAGUGUAAAAAUCCUGGAGGUCGUGCAUGUAUGAAGGAAAACAGACGGUCAGCUGGAACCAGGCAGGAAAUGAUUCUUAACAUGGCUUUACAGAGCUGACGCGUCCUUUUUCUACAAAUGAUUUUCUGACUGAAUCCGCUGUGGUCCAACGUCGCCUCGACUCAGCAGCAACAAAUAAUGUUCUUUGCCAAUUUGAGCAAACACAACAACGUUAUAUUUGGAAAAUAUGGGACUAUUUAACGGCAAAAUUUGCUAGAAGAAAAUAAAAAAAUGUUUUAUAAUAUGUAAACUAUUCCACAUGUUUUGUAACACAUUGUAAUUGCCAUUAUUUUCUAUUUAUUUUUUAAUCCAUAAUCAUCAUUGUACCUACAGUUACUUUGUCCCCUUCCUGAAACUCUGAAUCAGAAAAAUAAAAAUCACUUUAUAUGAAAA